UCCAUAUCCUCCGAUUGUUGCAUCUUUAGAGUUCCUAAACGACUCCGAGAGUUAAAUGAAAAGGCCUACUCCUCGGGUAGUCUCUAUCGGUCCACUGCACCAUGACAACGAGGACCUCCGAGCCAUGGAAUUGCCCAAACUGCGUUACCUCAAAAACUUUUUACUGAGGACCAAUGUGAGCAUGGAGGACUAUCUCAAUCUUCUGAAGGGGAGAGAAGAAAGACUUCGCAACUCUUACGGAGAGCCCAUCAAACUUACAAGUAAUGAGUUUCUGGAAAUGAUUCUGGUGGAUGCAGCUUUCGUCAUUGAGUUAAUGUUGAUGUAUUCCCCAAGCAUGGCAAAUUAUAAUGGGUAUCACUUUAUACUUGGUAACCGGUCGAUGAUUAAAGAUGUCAUGUAUGAUAUAUUACUACUUGAAAAUCAGCUUCCAUUUUUCCUCUUGGAGGAGCUCUUUCGCAAGGCCAGAAUCAUCAUUCCUCCGGAACAUGAUGGGAUACUUUCUCUAAUUAGGCUUACCCAUCACGUCUUCCAAACGCAGGCAUAUUUGGAGAACGUAGGUCUGCCUCUAGGAAAAAUAUGCUUAUCUGAAAUAGAACAUUUUGUUCAUUUCAUAAGAAUUUGUCAUCUACCACAGACCCUACCACCCAAAGGAAAACUAAGAACUGUAAGCAUACCCAGUGCAACACAGCUGCAUCAGACUGGGGUCAAAUUUAAGGUUGCAUCAACUGGAAACCUCUAUGACUUAAGAUUCAAAAAUGGAGUUCUGGAGAUUCCACAUUUUCGAGUUCGUCGUUCAACAGAGUCCCUUUUUGGUAACCUCAUUACCUUUGAGCAGUGCCGUUUUGAUGCUGAUUACAUCAGUGACUAUCUAUUUGUCAUGGAUCGUCUCAUUCAAACUCAAAAUGAUGUGGAAUCACUUGUUCGGAAUGGAAUCAUCGAAAACAAGCUACCGGACAGCCAAGGCGUGGUGACUUUCAUUAAACACCUAGGCCCAGGAACACUCAUGAGUAGUAAAUAUUUCUAUUUUACUGAUGUUUGUGAAGACUUGAAUGCUCACUGCAAUGUCCUUUGGAAUAAGUGGAAGGCAACCUUGAGGGAAGAUUACUUCAGUUCUCCAUGGGCUGUCCUUUCUAUUACCGCAGCCGGUACUCUUCUCUUACUCACUUCCAUUCAAACAGUGUGUUCUAUCAUUUCUCUAUAGGGCAGUGAUUUUUAUUUCAACCUUAA
This is a messenger RNA of Carya illinoinensis, 1227 nucleotides long. Its product is annotated as putative UPF0481 protein At3g02645. NCBI's taxonomy places the organism in Eukaryota, Viridiplantae, Streptophyta, Magnoliopsida, Fagales, Juglandaceae. The record is from RefSeq and is a predicted model, not a curated record. The transcript has a single exon. Bases 56 to 1201 code for a protein of 381 amino acids.